UUCGUAUCAAAAUUGGAAGUUUUGACGGGAAUUAAAGCGGGAACAUAGAUAAUACACUUAAUUGAGCGGGAAGGUUAGAACAGUUUUUAAUUUUUAAAACGUAAUACCCACAGAUUACUAAAUAAAUAUAAUACUGUGAUGUUUGUGGCAGCACUGUCGAUUUUAGAGGUCGUUAGUCUCGGAGUCUACCUACAUCGUUUGGUUGAGUCUGAGUCGCCGUCCCUGAGUUAACAAUAAACAUAGGACGAGACGAUAAAGCUCUGACUCGUUCAACACAGGUGUUCUCCGGACGGAGGCUGUGCGGUCGCUUUAUGUAAUAAUGUUAAGUCAUUGUACAUAGAACAAAUAAAGCAACGAGUUUAGUUUACUAGGAAUCUACUGAGGCUACUUAGUUUUUCUUGAUUACUAUUGUUUGUAAAUGUCUCUUGUGAUAAUUGAAGUGAUUCGUAGCUUCGUAGCGUAGGUCAUUGGAAAUGUUUAUCUAUUAAUAAAUGAAGUAAAAACUUUGUACCCCUUUUUACGAAAAUAGCGCGGACGGAGGAGUAUGAAAUUUCCCUCACUUAUAGAGAAUAUAGAGAAGAACUGCAGAAUACUAAUUUUUUUGGUCGGUCGGUCGGACUGACUGAAUUAUGGUCGGUCAUUUGCAGUGAUUUUAAAUUUAUUGGAUAUGGCUGAAAUAUGAUGGCAGCGUUAACAAAGAAAUCUAAUUAUUACCUACCUAUCAUAGAUAAAGCAGACGUUAGUAAAGAUAAUUUUCAUCAAGAUAUAAUUUGUAAAAAACAAAAACAGAAUGUUUAAUUUCAAACCGUGGACACAGCAAAGUAACUUUAUAUUUCCAAACUAUUAUUUUAUUUUUAUUGUUUAUAUUUUUAUAUUCUUUAUUAGAGCCAUACAUACAUACAACCAUACAUAUUAGGUUAAGUCGCUUUCCAAACUAUUAUAAAAUUAUAAUAAAUAUAAUGUUAGAAAAUAGCCUUCAGUCACAAAGUUUAUAUUUAAGCGCCAUCUAGGAGUACUGUAGUGAACUAUUUCAAAAAAUUAUUUAAUAAACAAGUUUGAACCCAAGGGAAAAGUAAAUCGACCAUUUUAUAUAGGUUAUGUGAAUGUGACUUAACACAAGAUUCGUUUCUUCAUAGCAAAAUACUUAAUAAUAAUAAAUAAAUCAGUCUGUUCAUUAGACAAAGUGUUGUGGUUGUGUUAGUAAACGAUAUUGUAAAUAUUUAUAAUGUCUGAACCAAUUGUACACGUUAAUGAAGGUAAAUUGAAAGGAAAUGUGGCAACAACUGUUAAGGACGUCCAAUAUUAUAGUUUCAAAGGAAUUCCUUAUGCGAAACCGCCGGUCGGCGAAUUAAGGUUUGCUAUACCACAACCACCAGAAUCGUGGAAAGGGGUCAGAGAUGCGACCAAAGAUUGCAACAUUUGCGCUCAGGUCGACAAAUUAACAGGAAACGUAGUUGGAGACGAGGAUUGCUUGUACCUCAAUGUUUACACGCCCAAGCUUCCCACCUCCAGCUCUGAACUCUUACCCGUUAUGUUCUUCAUUCAUGGAGGUGGUUUCAUUUUUGGGAACGGCACCGACACUGCCAAACACGGUCCAGAUUUCUUAAUCGAAAAAGAUGUGGUGAUAGUAUCUUUUAACUUUCGAAUCGGAAUACUUGGCUUCUUGGCUCUCGGUUGUAAAGAUGCCCCUGGAAACAUGGGCCUCCGAGACCAAGUUAUGGCACUGAAAUGGGUUCAACGGAAUAUUUCGAAAUUUGGCGGAGACCCAAAUAAUGUUACAAUUUUUGGAAUUAGUGCGGGUGGUUCCUCAGUUGAGUACCUUUUGUUGUCUCCGCUGUCGAGAGGACUGUUUCAUAAAGCAAUAGCACAAUCUGGCUCAUCCCUCGUACAUUGGGCUCAAAAUGAUAAAGACAAAAUCAAAACACUAGCAGCUAGAAUUCCUACGGUAAAGGGUAAAGUAAUCACUGACAGCGAAGAGCUGCUGAAAUAUUUCAAGGAUUUGCCAACAAAUGAGUUAAUUAAAUUAUCCUUUAAGGCGAUCCAGACAGAUGAGUUUCGGGGAGGUAUUCAUUUUGGUUUUGUACCAACUGUUGAAGAGUCAGGUGACUGGGAGCCGUUCUUAGGAGAAUCAUCGUAUCAAUUGCUCGCUAAAGGCGAGUUCGCGAAAGUUCCUUUUAUGACGGGUCUCAGUGAAAGGGAAGGCUUACUGAUGGUUCUGUUAGGCCCUCAAGUUUUAGAUAAACUGGCCAAAGAAAAGAAAUUCAUCGAUUACUUUCCCUUCGUAUUGGAUCCAGUUGAAGAAACUGAGUUAGAAUCUAGAUUAAAGUCUAUAUAUUUAGAAGGAGAACAAACAAGCAAAGAUGUCGAUGGUUUUGCUAUAAAUUAUUUCACCGAUGUAGACUUUUUGGGUGGAAUCUAUACAGCGGCGACUUUAAUAGCUAAACACAAUUCUCCGGUAUAUUUAUACGAAUUUUGCUAUGAUGGCGCACUUAAUUAUUUAAAGAAACUCAAUCAAAUCGAUAGGGUAGGCGCAGCACAUGCCGACGAAGGCGGGUACAUACUACGAUGUGAAGCUUUAAAAGAUGCGUUGUCUGACACUGACAAACGAGUACAAGAAGUUUUAUUGACACUAUGGACGAAUUUUGCCAGAUACGGAAAUCCCACGCCGAAAACAGAUAAUCUGAUAACAACGAAAUGGGAACCAAUAGCAGAAACGGGAGCGGCCUGUUUGGUGAUUGAUAAGGAAUUAUCGAUGAAGUAUGAACUAUAUCCAGAAAGAAUGAAAUUAUUCUUAGAAAUGUAUGAAAAAAAAUUUGGUUGUAAAUGAUGUAAAGGGAUUAAUAAAAUAAAAGUAAAAAAAAAUGAAUCUUAUGUUUUAAUAAAAUAAUUUAAAAGAUAAAAAAACCUGGAAAUAA
This is a messenger RNA of Bombyx mori (domestic silkworm), 2915 nucleotides long. RefSeq names its product juvenile hormone esterase. NCBI's taxonomy places the organism in Eukaryota, Metazoa, Arthropoda, Insecta, Lepidoptera, Bombycidae. Bases 1226 to 2827 code for a protein of 533 amino acids. The record is from RefSeq and is a predicted model, not a curated record. The transcript is spliced from 3 exons.